AUGUCGUGCCGCUCCUACAGGAUCAGCUCAGGAUGCGGGGUCACCAGGAACUUCAGCUCCUGCUCCGCCGUGGCCCCCAAAACCGGCAACCGCUGUUGCAUCAGCGCCGCCCCCUACCGGGGGGUGUCCUGCUACCGAGGGCUCACCGGCUUCAGCAGCCGUAGCCUGGGUAACCUGGGCUCCGGCGGGCCCCGCAUGGCCGUCGGGGGCUUCCGCGCCGGCUCCUGCGGCCGCAGCUUCGGCUACCGCUCGGGCGGCGUGUGCGGGCCCAGCGCCCCCUGCAUCACCACCGUGUCGGUCAACGAGAGCCUCCUGACGCCCCUCAACCUGGAGAUCGACCCCAACGCGCAGUGCGUGAAGCACGAGGAGAAGGAGCAGAUCAAGUGUCUCAACAGCAAGUUCGCCGCCUUCAUCGACAAGGUGCGCUUCCUGGAGCAGCAGAACAAGCUGCUGGAGACCAAGUGGCAGUUCUACCAGAACCAGCGCUGCUGUGAGAGCAACCUGGAGCCGCUGUUCAGUGGCUACAUCGAGACGCUGCGGCGGGAGGCCGAGUGCGUGGAGGCCGACAGUGGGCGGCUGGCCUCCGAGCUCAACCACGUACAGGAGGUGCUGGAGGGCUACAAGAAGAAGUAUGAAGAGGAGGUGGCUCUGAGAGCCACGGCAGAGAAUGAGUUUGUGGUUCUAAAGAAGGAUGUGGACUGUGCCUACCUGCGGAAGUCAGACCUGGAGGCCAACGUGGAAGCCCUGGUGGAGGAGUCGAGUUUCCUGAAGCGCCUCUAUGAGGAGGAGAUCCGCGUGCUCCAAGCCCACAUCUCCGACACCUCGGUCAUUGUCAAGAUGGACAACAGCCGGGACCUGAACAUGGACUGCGUCGUCGCCGAGAUCAAGGCUCAGUAUGACGAUGUUGCCACCCGCAGCCGGGCUGAGGCUGAGUCCUGGUACCGCAGCAAGUGUGAAGAGAUGAAGGCCACGGUGAUCCGGCACGGGGAGACCCUGCGCCGCACCAAGGAGGAGAUCAAUGAGCUGAACCGCGUGAUCCAGAGGCUGACGGCCGAGGUGGAGAACGCCAAGUGCCAGCGCGCUAAGCUGGAGGCAGCCGUGGCCGAAGCGGAGCAGCAGGGCGAGGCGGCCCUGAGCGACGCCCGCUGCAAGCUGGCUGAGCUGGAGGCCGCCCUGCAGAAGGCCAAGCAGGACAUGGCGUGCCUGCUCAAGGAGUACCAGGAGGUGAUGAACUCCAAGCUGGGCCUGGACAUCGAGAUCGCCACCUACCGCCGCCUGCUGGAGGGCGAGGAGCACAGGCUGUGCGAGGGCGUGGGCUCCGUGAAUGUGUGUGUCAGCAGCUCCCGUGGCGGUGUCACCUGCGGGGGCCUCACCUACAGCACCACCCCAGGGCGCCAGAUUGCCUCCGGCCCCUCAGCCACAGGCGGCAGCAUCACGGUGAUGGCACCGGACUCCUGCGGCCCCUGCCAGCCCCGCUCCACCAGCUUCAGCUGCGGGAGCAGCCGGUCCGUGCGCUUCGCCUAG
Messenger RNA from Lepus europaeus (European hare), 1524 nucleotides. RefSeq names its product keratin, type II cuticular Hb5. Gene Ontology annotation, biological process: intermediate filament organization; keratinization. Lineage: Eukaryota; Metazoa; Chordata; Mammalia; Lagomorpha; Leporidae. Gene Ontology annotation, molecular function: structural constituent of skin epidermis. Bases 1 to 1524 code for a protein of 507 amino acids. Gene Ontology annotation, cellular component: keratin filament. The transcript is spliced from 9 exons. The record is from RefSeq and is a predicted model, not a curated record.